Messenger RNA from Polistes canadensis, 3186 nucleotides. RefSeq names its product nuclear RNA export factor 1-like. Gene Ontology annotation, cellular component: nucleus; cytoplasm. Bases 243 to 2183 code for a protein of 646 amino acids. Gene Ontology annotation, biological process: poly(A)+ mRNA export from nucleus. NCBI's taxonomy places the organism in Eukaryota, Metazoa, Arthropoda, Insecta, Hymenoptera, Vespidae. The record is from RefSeq and is a predicted model, not a curated record. The transcript has 10 exons. Gene Ontology annotation, molecular function: protein binding; RNA binding.
UGAAAUUUUUUCAAUUUUUCUUUAAUAUGAAAAUCCCAUAAUUGUAAAAUUUUCUGGUAAUUUCCGUUAGUGGUGCAUCGAUGUACAGUCGUUUCCGGGACGGUCAUUGCAGUUCGUGCGCUUGGUCGGUUGGUCGUUGUUUCUUCGUCAGGUGAUCGUAAUAAUUUCUAACCUAGUGCAUCAAGUGCAAGGUUACAAGUUUUAUACUUUUGAGUUUAUAAAAUAUAUUAAAUAUUCUCAAAAUGCCGAAAAGAUCUGCUAAAGCUACUUGGGAUAAUCGUGGUGGUCGAGUGAAUAAUACUGAGGAUAAACAUUACUUUGGACACGAUGAUAGACACGUGAGACGGGAAGGGAGAUAUACUUCUCGACCUCGUGUAUCGUUCAAACAACAACCAAGGCCCUCUAGAAAUAUGAGAAUAGCGAGAGAAAUACUUUUAGAGGCUUUUAAAGACGACGAUUCUCCGAUGGGAGGUAAUUCUAAUAACAAUAACAACAAUAACAGACAAGUUGUUGUUAGAGGUAGAGGCCGAGGCUUAUCGAGGGGAAGAAACAGCCCUUUGCCACCCAGAGGUUUCCGAGGUGGCAUACUACCUAGACCACCACUCUCCCUCGGAGAAGCUAAUUGGUAUAAAAUCAUUGUGCCAUAUGGACAGCAGUAUACAAAAGAUUACAUAAUAAACAAUCUUUUGAGUUAUAUUGCUCCCGAGACCUUCGUUCCCAUAAUGUAUAAGACUAUGGGAUCCGAAGCAGUUUUUUAUGUUGACGAUCAUAAAACAGCAAAUGCACUUCUUGCCUGUGAUCGAAAAAUAACAACCACAGAUGGUUUUAAACUUCAAGUUAGAGUUAAACCAGGUUUUCCUCAUUGUGAAAUUAAUGAUAAAUUAAAAGAACAAAUGAAGCAAGCUAUGGUAAAACGAUAUGUUCAAGAAAAUAAUGCGUUAGACUUGUCAAAAUUUCAUCAAGAUCCAGAUCUUGUUGCUGAUUAUUUUUGUGCAUUAUUUCGACCAGUUAUGUUAAUGACUGUAUUGGACAUUGUCGCAGAAUAUAUCCCUAACUUGGAGGCUUUAAAUUUAGAUGGAAACAAAUUGAACUUAAUUGAAAGACUCAACGUCCUUCAUAAAAAGUUUCCUAAAUUGAAAAUAUUGUACAUAGGCGACAAUAAAAUAAGAGAAAUGCAUCAUUUGGAUGUUGUCAAGGAUCUCAAGCUAGAAGAAUUAAGAUUAGCUGGUAAUCCAGUAUGCAACAAGUAUAAGUCCCGACAGAGUGAAUAUGUUAGCGAUGUGCGGAAGAGGUUCCCUAAGCUCCUGAGACUAGAUGGAAUAGAACUUCCACGUCCAAUCUUAUUUGAUGUUAUGGACGAUGCAUCAAAAAUACCUCCUACCCAACGCAUAUUCACUUCAAAUGCUAAAGCUCAAGAAAUAGCCAGUCAAUUUCUGCAACAAUAUUUUCUGGUUUACGAUAGUGGCAAUCGUCAACCAUUAUUGGAUGCUUAUAAUGAACACGCAUCCUUCAGUUUGACUGUAAAUACUAAUGCUUAUAAUGCCAACAAAUUAAACUCUUAUAUUGGAGAAAACAGAAAUUUAUUUAGAAUAAAUGAUGCUAAUAGAAGACAAAAACUACUAAAACAAGGAAAAUUGCCUGUAGUAUCAUUUAUCUCUGAAAUGCCACAAACUAAACACUUUUUAAACACAUUCACGAUGGACAUUAGUCUAGUUACUGAAAGAAUGAUGUUUGUCACAGUAACUGGACUGUUCAAAGAGCUAACUAAAGAAGAACAUGUCCGGUACUUUAAUAGAACUUUUAUUAUAGUACCACAAGGAACUGGAUACUGUAUUUGUAAUGAACAGUUACAUAUCAGUAACACAACUGAAACGCAAAGAAAGCUCAUAUUUAACAAUACCGAUAAAGAAUCAAUAUCAGAAGAACCAAUGGCUGAAGAGCCAAUGUCUGAAGAACCAUCGAUAUCAAAAACAUCAAACUCUGCUGCUGCAGGAACAGUUCCGGAAUUGUCGGAAACUGUAAAACAACAAAUGAUUGUAACAUUGAGUCAACAAACAAAUAUGAAUCUGGAAUGGAGUUUAAAAUGCUUGCAAGAAGUUCAAUGGAAUUAUGAAAAUGCUUUAUCUGCUUUUCAAGAAUUCUUCAAACGUGGCCAAAUACCAUCAGAAGCAUUUAGUAAGUAAAUUUUAAUAUUACUAGAAAGUUUAAAAGAUAUUCCAGAUUUGUUUUGUUUAGUGUAAAUCAUCUUACUUAAUUUUCAAUAAGGUGCUCAAGUUUUGGAUAUUCAUAACAUUUUUGAAAAAUAUUGUAAUUCAUAAAACAAACAGAUUAACAAAUGUUUUAAAUUUAUUAUUCUUAAAUGGAAUGUUUAUCCAAGACAUUUGUAAUUAAAUAUUAUGGUAAAUUAGAAAAUAAUAUCUAAAGUCAGUUUUCAGUUCAUAUUCUAUACCAUAAACGUGCAAAUUUAUCAUAGGAGACCAAAAAUUUUCCUACCACUGUUAUUUUAUUAUUUUCACUUAAGUAUAUAUAUUCUUCCUUUUUUGAUACAAUUUUAUGAAUUGUUUAUUUAUUAAUAAAAUAUGAAGCACGAUGAUAAAUACUUACUGCUCUACCUUGCAAUUACAAAAGGCAUUAUCUCUAAGAAAAAUGGGUUUUAGGAAAGUAUCAUUUAAAAUUUUUACAUAAAAUUGUACAUAUUGGCUUUUUUAAUUACACGGUAGUACUAAUGAGAGUAAAAAGUUACCAAGGAAAAAAUAAAAUUAACAGUGAGAAUAAAGAUUAAUUUGCUCUAUGAAAUAAAUUUGCACGUCUAUGAUCUCUAGGAUAACAAAUAUUUUUAUGAAAAAAGAAAAAUGAAAAAAAAUAACAAAAACUAAAAAAAACAAAAAAUCAUUCAAUCAUUUUUCAACGUAACUAUACGAUAUUUUCACAAAAAUUUGACUUUAUAAAUCACACAUGACUUACAUCCUUGUUCAUUCGUGAUUUAUGAUAUUUUAUCACAUUGAUAAAAAAUAUUCAACAAACUAUUGAAUCAUUAUGCGCAAUCAAUUUUGAUUGCAUAGUUAUCCAUAACUUAAGCUUUUUUUUUUUUUUAUUACCUUCAUAAAAUAAGAAAGGAAAGAACUUAGCUUCUUUAUUCUUGUAUAUAAAUCUAAUAAUAUGUUACAAAUAAUGCAUGUCAUCUAC